UAUGCAACUCCAGCACCUCUACCAUGGAAUUAUUUAAAUUAAUAAUAACGCAAUCACAACAAUUGCAAUGAUGGCAAUUAAUUCAUACGUCCAUUCUACGCGUAUUCAAACAAAUUUCGAUGUAAACACUUCAUGUGAUUCCAAAGUAAUUUUUGCUACGCUACGACUGAUUAAUAGUGAAUGACUCACUAUCAUUAUCGUUCGCAAUAGUUGUGGGAAAACGUAAUAAAUUUAUAAUGGAAAAUACUGUCUCUAUACCAUCUGUUAAUCAUGAUCCAUUUACCGUGGUUGGAUCUUGCACGUUGUGCUCCCGAAAAUUGACCGAACCAGAACUGUUGUCAAUAGUAAUCAAAUGUGUCAAUUUUGCAGCGAUAAAGCAUAAGGAUCAAAGAAGAAAAGACGAGAAAGAGACUCCGUACAUAAAUCACCCGAUAGGUGUGGCAAAUAUUUUGAUCGAAGAAGGCAAGAUUCAUGAUCCGAUUGUGAUCAUCGCUGCUCUUUUGCACGACACUGUCGAGGACACGAACACGACUUUCGAAGAAAUAGAGAAUGAAUUUGGCACUGAGGUUUGUAAUAUUGUUAAGGAAGUAACCGAUGACAAAAAUUUACCAACAAUGGAACGUAAGAGAUUACAGAUAGUGAAUGCACCUAAUAAAAGUCAUAAAGCUAAAUUAGUUACCUUAGCAGAUAAAUUAUAUAAUUUGAGAGACCUGCAAAAUUCUGUACCAGUUGGCUGGUCACAGGAUAGAGUAAAAGAAUACUUUAAGUGGUCCAAAGCUGUGAUUGAUGGAUGUCGGAAAACUAAUUUUCAUCUAGAAAGACAGCUGGACCUAAUAUUUGCAGAGAGAGUAUCUCAAGAAAGAGAAUUGUGUGCAUGUAAAAAAUCGCUGAUAUAGUGUUGUUACUUUGUUAAACGAAUAUUAACGGAAUAAAAGCAUUUGUAGUACUCAGUAUAAGAUAUUUAAUGCAAUGUUCAGGAGGAUCAAUUUUGUUUAUAAACAUCAGUUUUAUUGGAAUGAUUGUAUAAAAUAUAUAAAGCUCUUCAUAAGACAUUGAGAAAAACGUAUACCAUACACAAAUUUGUACAUCGAUUUUGGUAGAAGAACGCUUUCGAAAUAUAAUCUUUUAAUUUUUA
This is a messenger RNA of Ceratina calcarata, 1135 nucleotides long. RefSeq names its product Metazoan SpoT homolog-1 (gene Mesh1). Gene Ontology annotation, molecular function: guanosine-3',5'-bis(diphosphate) 3'-diphosphatase activity. The transcript is spliced from 4 exons. The coding region runs from base 237 to 896 and encodes 219 amino acids. The record is from RefSeq and is a predicted model, not a curated record. NCBI's taxonomy places the organism in Eukaryota, Metazoa, Arthropoda, Insecta, Hymenoptera, Apidae.